Molecule: messenger RNA, 3384 nt
Organism: Morus notabilis
Lineage: Eukaryota; Viridiplantae; Streptophyta; Magnoliopsida; Rosales; Moraceae
Product: BTB/POZ domain-containing protein At1g04390
Exons: 9
Coding region: 196-3222 (1008 amino acids)
Molecular function (GO): protein binding
Source: RefSeq, a predicted model, not a curated record
GAAACUAAUAAUUAAAAUUACUCUUUCCUUCCGAGAAAAGAAAGAGUAAACUCUCGAGACAAGCUGGGAGGAUGUUGGCUAUGGCGGUUUCUCUUUGCCGCUAAAUAUUUGGGAUUAACGCAGAGAUAACACAGUGGGGAAAAAAAAGUUUUGAUUGAUCUUCUUUCUGUCCAAAAAAAGAAAGAAAGCAGGAAAAUGGGAUCGUCCAAACGCGGACCAGACAACAAGCAGAGCAUCACCGAUCACACUCGCAAUCUCCAUCUUCGUCUCCAACAAGCUCUCAAUUUGGGAACCCGAAGGCCUCAAGAAAGGCCGGGUAGAAAAUGGCAGUGCACAGAUAUUCAGAUACAAAAACAGGUGGUUCGCUUGAUCUCUGCAUAUCUUGAUUCCGUUUCUGGAGUUGUGUUGCACAAUCCACUUUUUAAGAAUUCCGUCCCUGAUAUAGUUGAAGCAUUGGUAUGCACUCUUGAGUGCAAAAAUGAGGCCUUAUUGAGCAUGGCAACAAAUGCGACACUAAAAUUGGUUAGCACCUUACCUUCCUCAAUUAUGGAAUCUCAUGUGUUGGAUUUGGUUAGUCCUUUGUCAUCCUUGAUAUCCCACCGUCAAACAGACAUUGCUACAGCAUGUGCAAAGGCUUUAACAAUUGCUCUCCCAAAUAGAACCAUUGCGAACGAAAAAGAAGUUUGGGAUGUUGUGAAGAGAACGGAAAGCGUUAGUCAGGCUAUUAAUAACAUACGGUCUUUCUCUAGAGGUGCAAAGCCAAUUGAAUAUUUCCAACAGAUGGUUUUGCUGUUGAGUAAAGUACUACUGAGAUGGCCGCCAUCUAGAUUUUCUGUGUGGAGUGAUGCUCUCUUGUUGCAAACUUUGUAUGAUGCACUUGCAAAUUGGGAUUCAGAUUCUUUUGUGAAAGUGGAAGUUUUGAGAUUGCUUUCUGCCAUAGCUUUAUGCGAUAGUGGAGCCAUGAAACUUCUUCAAAAUGGAGAAGGCCUUCUAGAAGCAAUGGUGCAAUGCAUGGACAGUUCGCAGCCUCAUUCCGUUCGAGUGGAAGGAUUCAAGCUUGCCCAAGGCUUAGCGCUAAAUGCACAGAGGGCUUUCAAAAUGUUAAGCUUCUGUUGUGAACCUUUUAUUCGAGCUUUAAUUUCCGGGAUUAGUGAAUGGCGGAUGAAGUCAAGAAAGGUUAGCAAUGAUCAGAUAUCUUUGAUAGUAGAGGCACGUAUCUUGGCUCUAAUUACUCGUUGGGGAGGCAAACAUCACAAAUUGUUCUGGAGAUAUGGGAUUGAUAAGGUCCUCCUUGAUCUUCUCCUGGAAAAUUUUCAUAACCAACUACAUGACAAUUCAUUGUCGCUAAAAGGGCAGAUAUCGAUUGCAAGGGAGAGUCUCAAUUCCAAUUAUUCUCUUGUUGUGAGGGAUCAUAUUUGGGAUAUUCUUGGAUGUCUUGCUACACAUUGGGAGGAAGAUUUCCACUCUGAGAGACAUAAAAAAAAGCUCUCCAUUGACAUGCUCAUUACAUGUGCUUGCGUGGCCUUUGUGGAUACAAUUCAGAAAUGGAUCACUCAUGACUUGCAAAGGGAAUCAGUGAUAAGGGCUGUUUUGUUGAUGAUUCAUUCUCCCUGCACAUACAUUGCAUCAAAAAUAAGAUUCGUACUGUCUGAAGUAUUGAGACCAAAUAGAGGGCACAUUUUGAAACACUUGCUGUCUACACUAAAAAAUAUACCAUCGAGAAACAAUUUUGAUAGACUACAAAUCAUGAGUUAUGUGAUGGCUUUGGCAUGUUAUAUAGGUUUGCCAGAGUUUCGAGUGCAGGUUCUUGAACUUUCAGGGGUAAGAACUUUAUUUACUCUUUUAACGUGGUGUUUAAGUAAUGGUGUUAAUGAGGGCAGUCUGGGAUCCACGUUAUAUUUGCAUAAUUCGCUCCUUGGGCGUACUUGUUGCCUUGUUUCUUUGGAAGACUGGGAGGGCGAAGACAUUAUCGUGCUUUAUAUUUUGUGGGGCCUAGGUGAGUUGAUCAAGCAUUCUACACCACACAUAAGUAAUAACUUACAUGUAUCUUCUGGUGGGAUGAGGUAUAGUGUACCAGAAUUACUGAACAAUCUUUGGGAGAUUUGCAUUAACACAUCUGCUCCCGGAGUACGGUGGUUUGCUACCUUUGCUCUUAGUGCUCUUGGAUUGUAUGGUUUUCCGAGUAAACUUGGGAACAGGAUUGGCAAAGCACUUAGUGAGGAGGAUCAUAAAGAUAUAAGACUCAUCCUCGCAAAUGGAGACUGUUUGAGUGUUCAUGGUGUUAUUUUGGCCAUUCGAUGUCCAUCAUUGCUGCCUUUUGAAGAGUUCCAUAUUAGUGAAGAAACAAAUGGUUCAUCAGUGCCGAGCUCCAUGGGAAUGGGUGACAGGUUUCAGAAAGAAAUCCGAUUAUCUUCUCAUGUUGAUCACCAGGCAUUGUCAAGGUUGUUGGAUUUUGUGUACUUUGGAUAUCUACAAGCCGAAGAAGAACUCGUGAAGAAAUUGAAAACACUUGCUAAACGUUGUAAUCUUCAGCCUCUUUUGCAAAUGCUUUGCUGCAAAGUUCCAAAGUGGGGCACUCCGUUUCCUAGCUAUGAUCUUUCUCUAGCACUUGGUCCAGUUGGACACCGUUUUUCGGAUGUCAUCAUGGAAGCUAAAGCAAAUGAAACCCUGGUUUGGACGUGUGAUUUUUGCUCUGUGUUGGUGCCACACGUGCAUGUUCACAAAGUUAUAUUGGCGUCAAGUUGUGAUUAUCUGCACGGUUUGUUUUGCUCAGGAAUGAUGGAGAGCCAUUCAAAAUCUAUGAAGGUCGAUAUUAGUUGGGAAGCAAUGGUUAAAUUGGUAGCGUGGUUUUAUACCGAUAAGCUGCCAAAUCCUCCCUCUGGAUGCAUGUGGGAGAAUAUGAACGUUGAAGAGAAGCUGCAUGAGCUACAGCCAUAUGUGGAGCUUUGUUGGCUUACUGAGUUUUGGUGUCUAGAGAAUGUUCAAAAAGCAUGUUCAGAUGUGAUUGUAUCUCGUCUGGACUCAUCAGGACAAUUGUCUGUUAAAAUAAUGCAAACUGCUGCUCAUUUGUCGGUGGAGAAGUUAGUUGAGGUUGCGGUGAUUUGUGCGGCUCCUUUCUUUCGCGAACUAUGGGAAUCUGGUGAACUUGGAGAUCUGGAUGAGGUGCUAGUUGAUAGGAUUCGUUUUGCUUCUGUCGAACUUUCUCAAGAGAGACCACUCUAGAUAGGCAUACUAUUCAGAUGAUUUUGAGGAUUCAGUAUGGUUCAGUACUGUGUAGAGGAAAACCUAUCAAGUGCUCAAGCGGCUAGUCAGGUAGACCAACAAAACAAUCAUCCAUCUAGAGGAAAAUCAAACGGCAGAGGGGACACCAGAGAAGAAUUGAGC